GGUGCCUUUAAAUUGUCCUGCACUACUAUGAUGACCAGAGAAGACCAGAGAGAGACAGCAAUAGUAGUUCUUUUGAAAGAUGAAUCUCAUCAGAGGCAGGCAGUCUGUUUGCAGGAGACUCUUCGGCCCGGUGGACCACGACCAGCUGCGUCGGGACUUGGAUUUAAAGCUUUGGGAAAUUACGGCGCAGGACAGCCGAAGAUGGAACUUUAACUUCCAGUCUGAGACGCCGCUGCCAGGCAGGUUUCAGUGGGAGGAGAUUCCCACAGACUGCGCUGCAGAUUUUUACCUGGAGUCUGUACAGAUGAAGGACGCCGUUAACUCUCCCAAACCUAAUGACGGCAAGCUGAAACACAGUGAGGAAAUCGCAGGAACCGACCAAGAGAACUGUUCCAGCAUCUCCAACACACCCAAGUGUCCCGCUGAAACGACGCCCGUUCGGAGAAAAAGGUCGCUUUCUGAUCCUCGAGCCAACACACGUAUUACAGAUUACUUCACAAAGAGAAGAAGAACGGCAGAAACUAAGACCACCCGGAAUCCUUUUCACAGCAGUUCCAGCGACGCAGCUUAUUGCAAGAAAAUAAAGAUGAGCAUGCUUCUGUAAAUACUGUUUCACACAAGGCCUAUGCAAUACAUAUUCAUUUAUUUUUAGUUUUAUUCUUCAGCGCUUGAGAUAAAAUACAAUAAUAUUUCUGGUGGUAUUUAUUUUAUUUAUUUAUACAUUUAUUUAUAGUCUGUUCCAUUAGCUUCACUUGUUAUAUUUGUGGCAUGUCAGUUUCUUUUCUGACUUGAAUUUGCUUUGAAGUCAUAAAGAUUUAAAAUUUUGACAUUCGUUCAUAUUGAAUUUCUGUAGUAUGCUGUGUUUCUAUUAUAUUUUUUCUUUCUUUUUAUGUGGCAUUAUUGAAUAAAAUGAAAAGCCUGUAAGCACAGUAGCCUAUGUUGUAAAUUCACUACGUUGUGCAAUGCCUGGCAAUGCUUUUGCUGCACAAUGCAGAUAUGUUAUACUGUCCACACACACAACACAAUGAUCUAUAGAUCAAUACA
Messenger RNA from Melanotaenia boesemani (Boeseman's rainbowfish), 1044 nucleotides. RefSeq names its product cyclin-dependent kinase inhibitor 1Ca (gene cdkn1ca). Gene Ontology annotation, biological process: regulation of cell cycle. The record is from RefSeq and is a predicted model, not a curated record. Gene Ontology annotation, cellular component: nucleus. The transcript is spliced from 2 exons. Bases 80 to 604 code for a protein of 174 amino acids. Gene Ontology annotation, molecular function: cyclin-dependent protein serine/threonine kinase inhibitor activity. NCBI's taxonomy places the organism in Eukaryota, Metazoa, Chordata, Actinopteri, Atheriniformes, Melanotaeniidae.